Cladocopium goreaui is the source of this 1384-nucleotide messenger RNA. The record is from the annotation of a GenBank genome assembly. Lineage: Eukaryota; Dinophyceae; Suessiales; Symbiodiniaceae.
GAGGACUUCUGUGGCCAUCCCAAGGCUAUGUGCUGACCCACUAUGCGCCGCAGCAUUUGCUGAACUGGUACAUGUCUAUGUUCUCGCUCUCUUUUUUUGCGAGUGCCUUUCUUGGCCCUGCUGUGGUGGCACCGGUGAUCGACUUCGCUGGGCCGCAUAGCAUCGCAGUUCCCCUGACGCUGCUUACCCUGGCCAUUUUAGGCGUUCUACUGCUGUGUUGCCUUCCCGCGAGUGACCAAGCCCAUACCAGCGUGUCAGCUGCAUCAUCGCUAUCUCUAAAGCUUUUGUCUGAAGCUCCAGCUCGACGUUUGGGCGUCUUAUCCUUUGCUGAAGGUUGGUGUUUAAAUGCAUACGUGCCUGCCGUGCUGCCCAUCAUGGCGAGCAGAUGGACUUCCACAUCCUCUUCGGAGCAUGAGCACUUUCAGCUUACGUUGCUUCUCAAUGGAUUGGGCCACAUUUUUGCAAGUCUUGUCUAUGCUCCGAUGGCUGAUCGCUUCGGAAGGCGUUGGAUGCUGGUCUUCCAGGCUGCCAUGGCUGUGGUCGCCUUGAUGCUGGCCGAGCUGGACUUAAGCCUCGAUAAAGCUGUGCUGGACCUCUCUGCCGCUUUCUUCCUGGGAUUCAGUACCAUCUUGGCACGCACCAAUAACAAUGCCAUUUGCGGGAACCUGUACAGGGAACGGGCCGGUUGUGCCUUUGCUUUAUUGGCAACCCUUCGCGGACUUGGAUCCAUUGCUGGCGUGCUGGUGAUGCCAUCCAUCUCAGGUAGCUGGUCUCGCGAGCUUGUUGCAGCGUCUUUGGGUUGUCUCUGUGCAGCGUCACUUUGUGCUGCUGUGCAUAUGCCACUGUUUGUCACAUCUGAAGCGGCAGGCAACCUCGAGGAUCUCGAGCCUUGUGCAGAGGCAUAAAACGGCAAAGAAGGCAAAAAGUCAGCAACAAGCCAUCACAAGGCAUCACAAGGCCAUGCCACUUUCGAUCCUUUCUCGGUUAAUUUCCCUUGUCUGAGACACCAAUCAGAUCAGUCUGUCUUAUAUCAGUCUUUUGUUUUUGACCUUUGCUGCCCCAGCAGGGGGCACGAUUGUUUGAAGAUGUUGGACAGCUUCUCUAAGAAGCUGUUGGAUUUGUUGAUCCAAAAAACGCGUUUUAGACUAUGUACAGCUUGAGUUUGAAGCAGUUUAGUACGUCCUCUUUAUGUACAGAGGCUUAUUGCCCUUCACGCGGACUUCAUGUAUAUACUGCGUCCUAGGGAAUGAGCAGUCGCUCUCUUUCCUUUUGAGAGUUGCAUCUGAUUGCAUCCGAUUCCAUCCUGACUGUACAGUGUCCAGGAUCUUCUCAACUCAGCUUUUGAAGGCAGCCUUUUCCAUUUCGUUUAAGCAUUACGUCUCUG